Molecule: messenger RNA, 3050 nt
Organism: Sorex araneus (European shrew)
Lineage: Eukaryota; Metazoa; Chordata; Mammalia; Eulipotyphla; Soricidae
Gene: GPATCH1
Product: G-patch domain containing 1
Exons: 20
Coding region: 24-2813 (929 amino acids)
Biological process (GO): mRNA processing
Cellular component (GO): nucleus
Molecular function (GO): RNA binding
Source: RefSeq, a predicted model, not a curated record
GGCGUGGCCCGGAAGCCAGCAGCAUGGCGGCGCCGGACAGUGACAGCGAGGAGGACCUGGUCAGCUAUGGCAAGGGCCUGGAGCCCCUGGAAGAAGGUGAAAGACCAAAGAAACCGGUUCCUCUCCAGGACCAGACUGUCCGGGAUGAGAAAGGAAGGUAUAAGCGGUUUCAUGGAGCCUUCAGCGGCGGCUUCUCUGCAGGCUACUUCAACACUGUGGGCUCCAAGGAAGGAUGGACGCCCUCUACCUUCGUGUCUUCCCGACAGAACAGAGCAGACAGAUCUGUUCUCGGGCCCGAAGACUUUAUGGAUGAAGAGGACCUGAGUGAAUUUGGAAUAGCACCGAAAGCCAUUGUCACCACCGAUGAUUUUGCCUCCAAAACCAAAGACAGGAUACAAGAAAAAGCCAGGCAGUUAGCGGCGGUGACUGCGCCUAUUCCCGGGGCCACGCUCCUCGACGACUUCGUAGCACCAGCAAAGUUGUCUAUUGGCUUCGAAUUGCUCAGAAAAAUGGGCUGGAAGGAAGGACAAGGAGUUGGUCCUCGGGUGAAAAGAAGACCACGCCGGCAGAAGCCCGAGUCCGGAGUGAAAGUCUAUGGCUGCGCCCUACCCCCCGGAGACUCCGACGGAUCCCAGGAUGAAGAUGACGACUACCUGCCAGAAAACGUGACCUUCGCCCCCAAAGAUGUCACGCCUGUGGAUUUCACGCCCAAGGAUAACGUGCACGGCCUGGCCUACAGGGGCCUGGACCCCCGCCAGGCACUGUUCGGAACUUCGGGAGAACAUUUUAACCUCUUCGGCGGGGGACCCGAGGAACCCGGCAAUCUUCUGGGAGAUAUUAGAGUGAACAAAGGAAGAAAACUGGGCAUUUCGGGCCAGGCUUUCGGGGUCGGUGCCCUGGAGGAGGAAGAUGAUGACAUUUAUGCCACAGAAACUCUGUCCAAGUAUGACACAGUUCUGCGGGACGAGGAGCCUGGGGAUGGACUCUAUGGCUGGACAGCGCCCAAGCAGUACAGAGGUCAGAAAGACUCCGAGAAAGAUCUUCGAUACGUCGGCAAAAUUCUGGAUGGAUUUUCCUUGGCCUCUAAACCUUUAUCUUCUAAGAAAACGUAUCCACCACCUGACUUGCCCAAAGACUUCCGACCAGUGCAUUACUUCAGGCCCGUGGUGGCCGCGACCACGGAGAACUCCCACUUACGGCAGGUGCUGUCGGAGUCAGCUGGAAAGGCGGCCCCCGGCCUGGGGACGCAAAGUCGGCACCAGCUGAACGCCUCCAAGCGUGGGGAGCUGCUGGGGGAGACGCCUGCUCACGGCUCCACUACCUCAGUGUUAGAAUUUCUGACCCAGAAAGACAAAGAGAGGAUCCAGGAAAUGAAGCAGGCCACGGACCUGAAGGUCGCCCAGCUCAAGGCCCAGCGGCUGGCCCAGUACGCGGCCCGCGGCCGGCUGCAGUCCCCGUCCGCAGACCCCGCGCUCCCCUGGCACACGGCGUGGGGCGGGGGCGGCGCCAGCAGCGCCACGGCCAGCAGCUUCAAACCUUUCGCCAAGGACCCCGAGAAGCAGAAGCGAUACGAGGAGUUUCUGGCGAACGCGAAGAGUGGUCAGAAAGACGCUCUGGAACGCUCUCUGGACCCCAGCAUGACCGAGUGGGAGCGAGGCCGCGAGCGGGACGAGUUCACCCGCGCUGCCCUGCUGUAUGUGUCCUCCUCGUCCACCCUGUCCUCGCGGUUCACGCACGCCAAGGAGGAGGACGACACGGACCAAGUCGAAGUCCCUCGCGACCAAGAGAAUGACGUGGGUGACAAGAAGUCGGCCGUGAAGAUGAAGAUGUUCGGGAAGCUCACCCGGGACACGUUCGAGUGGCACCCCGACAAGCUGCUGUGCAAGCGGUUCAAUGUCCCCGACCCUUAUCCAAAUUCAACUUUAGUUGGCUUACCAAGAGUGAAACGUGACAAAUACUCUGUCUUCAAUUUUCUGACGCUUCCUGAGCCAGCGUCCUUGCCUACAACUCCAGCAUCAAAUGACAAAGGGCCACAGCACCGAGGCGACAAGUCGAGAAAGCCAUCCAGGUGGGAUACGUCUCAACAGGAAAAGAAGGAAGAUUCUAUUAGUGAGUUCUUAAGCUUGGCUAGAUCAAAAGUUGAUUCGCCUAAACCUGAGCCCAGCCCUUCCGCAAACAGAGAGGAGAAGCCUGUUGAGGAAUCGUCGGAUCAGGUGGCGGGGACAGGUGUGGAUGCACAGGCGGAGGCCGAAGGCAGCCGCCCGUCCAUGGACUUGUUCAAGGCCAUCUUUGCCAGCUCCUCCGAUGAGAAGUCCUCCUCCUCCGAGGACGAGCCCGGAGACAGCGAGGAUGAUGAUGAGGGCCCUGGGGAGGCCGAGGUGAAGAGUCCCCAGGAGCCCAGCUUGGAAACGGCCCCUGUGGCCCAAGCCAGCAAGCCCGAGCCCCAAGAGCCCAGGCUCCCUUUCCCGAUUCAGAAGAUGCAGCUGGAUGAGCGAGAAGAGUUUGGCCCGCGGCUGCCGCCCGUCUUCUGCCCCAAUGCUCGGCUGGAACCCGAGCCGCCUCUGAGAGAGAAACUGAAGAAAAGCAAAGACAAACACAAGGCCAAGAAAGAGCAUCGCAGAAAGAAGGAGAAGAAAAAGAAACACCGGAAGCACAAACACAAAAGCAAACAAAAGAACAAAAAGCCAGAGAAAAGCAGCAGCUCCGAGAGCGCCACGAGCAGUGACAGCGAGAGUGAUGAAGGAGGGGUGGCCGGCUUGUCCCCCGAGGAGCUGCUGCGACGGCUGAAACGUUUUCCCCUCAAGAGGCAGUAAUUGAAUGCUACUCGACUCCCAGCUCUCCUCCAUGAUGGAUGCCCACUGGUUGUUCAGUUAACACAUUGUACAGAUUGUAUUUAUAUGUAAAUUCUGCUGUAAAAUAAUUUGUAAAACCUUGACAUUUCAGACACUGCCUUGGAAGCUUGUGGAAACUGAUUUCUAUUUUUAACUUCAUUUCGUGUCAGAGGAAAAAUUUAGAUGGUGUAACUUAAUUAAAAUGAAUUUUUUCUAUUU